Magnolia sinica is the source of this 2089-nucleotide messenger RNA. RefSeq lists its product as uncharacterized. Gene Ontology annotation, molecular function: protein phosphatase 1 binding; protein phosphatase regulator activity. NCBI's taxonomy places the organism in Eukaryota, Viridiplantae, Streptophyta, Magnoliopsida, Magnoliales, Magnoliaceae. Gene Ontology annotation, cellular component: plasma membrane. The record is from RefSeq and is a predicted model, not a curated record. Bases 1 to 1935 code for a protein of 644 amino acids. The transcript is spliced from 3 exons.
AUGCCACGGGAUUGGACACUCGCAUCUACCGGAAGUGCACCCUUGAGAAUCCUCCAAAUCAGCACAGAUAUCUUUGGAGGGAUUUUGACACUCCAGAUUUUAUCUUCCCAGGUUGUGCUGGGCCUGCGCACCCUAAUGCUAUCCCAGGCUGAUGCAACGGUGAAAGUACCUGAAGGGUUACUCGGCCAGAAAGGUGAAUCAGGUCCUUCAGAUAAACAAUGCCCCCCUUGGAAGAUGGAGUCAAGGUCCUGUUGGGACAGAAUGGUAAGAACCGCUGAAGGCGGAAGCGGGCCGGAUUUAUCAAGAAAAUCUUUGAUUCGAAGGGUUCUUGUAAUCCAUGGUUAUAUGCAAUCUGCGUCCGACCAACUCAGUGGAGCUGUCAAGCUGGGCCCAUUUCUACUCCAAUACAUGCUAUUUAUAUCUCUGUGGUACAGCCCAUUUGUAACCAUCGAGUCCAGUGCAGUACAAGGCAUGGCUGAUGAAGAUGUAGCUGCCCUUCAUCAUCCCCUCAAGGAUGACCCCCACCUCCUCCAAGGAAUCAUCCAUAAUGGCCUUUUCCCCUUCGAGACUCCCUUUCACGUAGCAUUGGCAGAAGGGUGCGUUGCUCGCGCUACUGAGAUGCUACGAGAGAAUCCAGCACUCGCACAUGAACCUAACAGAAGUGGGUCUUACCCUUUGCAUGUAGCUUCGGCCAGAGACUACCAAGGCAUAGUAGUUCAGUUAUUGAAGAUCCGCCCUUCUCUCUGUCUCCUCCAUGACAAGGAAGGAAGAACUCCUCUCCAUUUGGCUGCUUUGAAUCAGAAAAUUGGCGUGUUGGAGCUGCUUCAUCCGGUUCAUACCAAGCAGAAAAACAUCCGUAAGUCACUUGAUGGAGAUGAUACUGCUGGAGGAGAACAAAUUUUACACUUCUGCAUAAAGAAUAACCUUUUAGAUGUCGCCGAAUUUUUGGUAGAAAAGGACGAAAAGCUUAUGAAGACCAAGGACGUCAACGGCAACACGGUGUUCCACCUCCUCGCUUUGGCUACAGAAGAUACUCAGAAGGAGAGAAGGAAACAGCUUGCUGCUCGAGUAUUGAUAUCAGAUCUGACAGAUCCCAACUCUUUUGUUCUCUUUCAGAUGUUGGAUUUUCUGCUUGAGAAGAAAGACGUGAAGGAUGUCUUGAACGUAAAAAAUAAAUAUGGCUACACUGCCUUUGAUAUCUCACAAAGAAACAGCCCCCCUAACACCAUAAUCAGCGAUAAGAUUCAAAAUGCAGGAGGCAGGGGAAGCUUUUCAUUGAACUGGAACAUUUGGUACCCGAAAGACCAAGCCUGGACAAAUGAAAUGAACAACACAUUGAUGGUGGUGGCGACACUGAUUGUAGCAGUUACAUUCCAGGCUGCAAUCAACCCUCCUGGAGGUGUCUGGCAGGAUAUACCAGAUACCAAUUCAGCUUCUCCAGCGCCAUCUCCCAAGCAUUCCAUUGAUCCUUCUCGUGUUGUACUUGGGACAGCCAUUCAUAAUAACAUCAACCUUACUUUGUUCAAAAUAUUCAUGUACUUCGACACCAUCGCGUUCUCUGCAGCUCUGUCAAUCAUUCUAUCUCUUCUGAGUGGGUUUUCACUUAGGCGCCGGUUUACAACUUGGGUCAUGGUGAUCAGCAUGUGGGCUACACUGUUCUCUAUGGGUAUGGCUUUUGCAUUUGGCACACUGACCGUCGUUCAUAAGGACGCCCUUAGAAAAAUACCUUAUGUUCUAUAUAGUUGGUUGGGAACCAUUGUCCUAGUUCUAUUAUACCACUGUGUCAUCUUUGUAGUCUGUUUGGAGGAUAAAAUCAAGAAGUGUUGGGUGGACAUAAUGAUAAUGCUGGGAAUAAAGAAGGACAUGACCAGUGACCAAGAGAAGAAAGAAACAUCAGAUGACCAUAAAUUCCAUCACAAGGAGAUGAUGGCUUGAGUGAUAAGGGCGUGCUUGAAGUCUAUAGAUUUUAUGUGGUGUAAUGAUGUAUGUGUGUACUCUUUUCAUGUCUUUCUUAGUGUAGUUUUUGCUGUUAGUAGACAAGGACUAUACGUAUAAACAGCAGUAGCAAGGGUUUAAAACUCGAAAAUUU